AUGAAUGUACAUAACCUUACUUUUCUAGCAAAUCUUUAAAACUCCACAAAAUGUUUUUCAUAAGAACAUCAAUAAACUUCCUUCCUCUGCUAAGAAACAAACAAAUAUACUCACUUUCAAGAUAUAGAUCACUCACGAGUUUAAAUUUAUGGGAUCAAGACUUAAAUACUGAUAUAAAACACAAAAUAGAAGAGCACUGGUCAAAGAAAUUAGCCACUGAUCCAAGUAUUAAAUACAAUGAAGCCUGUAAUGAUACAAAAGAGAAAUAUUAUGUGCUGUCAAUGUUUCCUUAUCCAUCAGGACACUUGCACAUGGGUCAUGUUCGAGUCUACACAAUCAGUGAUUCCAUUGCAAGAUAUCAAAGAAUGAAUGGAAGAAAUGUAAUUCAUCCAAUUGGUUGGGAUGCAUUUGGCCUCCCAGCUGAAAAUGCAGCAAUUGCAAACCAAACAUCUCCAGCUACAUGGACAGUCAACAAUAUAAAGCACAUGAAGGAUCAGUUAAAACAUUUAGGCUGUAGUUUUGAGUGGGAUAGAGAGUUAGCCACUUGUGAUCCAAGAUAUUAUAAAUGGACACAGGAUCUAUUCCUUAAAUUGUUUCAUGCUGGUCUAGCAUAUCAAAAGGAAGCACUUGUUAAUUGGGAUUCAGUUGAUUGUACAGUUUUAGCUGAUGAACAAGUGGAUGAAAAUGGGUGCUCAUGGCGUUCAGGCAUCAAAGUGGAAAAGAAACUGUUGAGGCAAUGGUUUAUUAAAACAACUAAAUUUGCUAAAGCUUUACAGGAUGGCCUCAAUGAUUCAAUUUUACAAGAUUGGAGAGACAUUAUUAAGCUACAGAAACAUUGGAUAGGUGAUUGCAAUGGGAUUGCUGUUGAUUUUAAAGUGAAAAAAUCAAAUGGACAAGAAACAACUAAUGAAUUACUAACUUUAUGGACUGACAAAGUAGAGCAUUUGGAAACUGUUAAAUUUAUAGCAGUAUCAAGCAACAAUUUAAUAGCUAAAAAGUCAAAACCUUUAAAAAAGUUCAAUGAAAAUACACAAGUAUUAAAUUCAGUCGCGAUAAAUCCGAUUACAAACGAAGAAUUACAAAUUUACGUUACCAAUGAGUUGGAAUUUGCUGAAGGAACCGAUUGUCAUUUAGGAAUGCCACUUGUGAAUGAAAAAGAUCAAUUAUUUUGCAAUCAACAUAAUAUAACAUAUAACAAUGAUACAAUUGAUUUAAAAUUCAAAUCUAAAGAAGAUAUAAUUAAAAAGUUAACAGAACUUAAUGCAGGUGGUUAUUACACGAGUUCAAAGUUACGCGAUUGGUUAAUUUCUCGUCAAAGAUAUUGGGGUACGCCAAUACCAAUAAUUCACUGUAAAUCAUGUGGGGCUGUACCUGUUCCAAAAGAACAGUUGCCUGUUAUAUUACCAGAAUGCAAUGAGGUGUUGGGAGUCGGAUCAGUUUUGGCCUCGAAUGAAGAGUGGAAAAAAGUGGAUUGUCCUAAGUGUGGACAGCAAGCUGAACGGGAAUCAGAUACAAUGGACACUUUUGUAGAUAGUAGUUGGUAUUACUUACGAUAUUUAAAUAGAGAUUGUAAUAAUGAAAUGUUUGACGUCGAAAAGGGUAAGAAAAUGGCGCCGGUUGAUUUAUAUAUUGGCGGAAAAGAACAUGCGGUUUUACAUUUGUAUUAUGCGCGUUUUAUAAGUCAUUUCUUGCAUUCCUUGGGAAUGUUACAAGAACGAGAACCAUUUAAACGCCUCUUGGUACAAGGAAUGGUUAUGGGGAGGAGUUACAGAGUCAAAGGAACUGGAAAAUAUCUAUCGCCGAAUAAAGUUAAUGUUAUAAAUGUUAAGAAAAACAAAGCAACCUGCAAAGAAACAGGUGAGCCUGUUGUAAUGCAAUGGGAGAAAAUGAGUAAAAGUAAGUACAACGGAACCGACCCAACUGAUAUGUUUAAUGAAUAUGGAGUGGACACAACCAGAUUACUAAUAUUGGCCGAUGUAGCUCCAACUUCACAUCGGAAUUGGAACAGCAACACUUUCCCAGGUGUAAUCAACUGGCAAAGAAGGCUCUGGCUAACAAUUAAAGAUUUCAUACAUCAUCGAAAGGAAAUGCCAGAAAUAACUAAGCAGGACGAGUUUCAAGCGAACGAGGACUACAUGUUUGAUUCGCGAAAUUAUUACGUGAAGGGCGCAACAUUUAAUUAUUGCGAUUCGCAGCAAAUAAGCGUAGCCAUUUCAAAGCUGCAAGGUUUGACGAACAGUAUAAGAAGAGCGCCUGCAACAGUUUUUGCGCGUAGUUUACAAUUUGAAAGGGCUUUAGCAUGCCAAAUUAUUUUGUUAGCACCUAUGGCGCCGCAUUUUGCAUCUGAGUUAUGGUCUGGUUUUGUUUCGGCUCCGAAUAGAUUGACAACCAAUGAAGAAAUUCAGUGGGAUAAAGGUGUGUUGGAACAGAGAUGGCCAGAUAUUGACUACGACUAUAAUCUAGACUUGGUAUGCCAGGUAAAUGGGACUGAAAAUGCUGUUUUGAAAAUGCCACGGAAAGAUUUGGAAGUUUUACCGAAAGAUGUUGCUAUAGAGCUAGCCAUGAAGCAGGCUAAAGUGCGGGAAGUAUUAGCCACACGAACAGUUAUAGAUGUUAAUUUUGUCAUACACAAAGGCUACGAAGGAGUUGUAAAUAUAGUGACAAGCGAUCCACCGCCAAAGGCCAAUGCAGAUGAUGUUGACAACUCUACUGCUGUUCAUAAUUAAAGUGAUAAAGUUAAUAUACUUAUAUUUAUUGAU
Dalotia coriaria is the source of this 2759-nucleotide messenger RNA. Its product is annotated as leucine--tRNA ligase, mitochondrial-like. The record is from RefSeq and is a predicted model, not a curated record. Lineage: Eukaryota; Metazoa; Arthropoda; Insecta; Coleoptera; Staphylinidae. The transcript has 6 exons. Gene Ontology annotation, molecular function: ATP binding; aminoacyl-tRNA deacylase activity; leucine-tRNA ligase activity. The coding region runs from base 51 to 2726 and encodes 891 amino acids. Gene Ontology annotation, biological process: mitochondrial translation; leucyl-tRNA aminoacylation. Gene Ontology annotation, cellular component: mitochondrion.